Molecule: messenger RNA, 540 nt
Organism: Vitis vinifera (wine grape)
Lineage: Eukaryota; Viridiplantae; Streptophyta; Magnoliopsida; Vitales; Vitaceae
Exons: 3
Coding region: 78-338 (86 amino acids)
Source: RefSeq, a predicted model, not a curated record
GAGAAAAAUUGAGAUGUUUGAUCCAAGUAGAAGUGAAAAGGCAGUCAGCGUCGCCAGAGAAAUCAAGGAAGAAGAAAAUGAGUAGUCGACCAGUGCCGAGGAGAGAGAGCCCAUGGGGAACACCAGAGGGAGAACAUCGUCAACCCAAGGCCCAUCGCUGCAACGAUCGCGCCGAGGAUGUUAUUCAAGCUUGUUUUGAAGGAAACCCAUUUAAGACAGUACCAGGUCCUUUCAAGCUCUUCUGGCAGUGCAUGCGUUCCAAACCUGGGGAGGAACCAACUGAUCCAUUUCACUAUCUACAACUAGAUCCCCCAAAGCGAGAAGUGCAGCUUGAGUAACUUGUCAGAAUAAAAGCUUUAGAUUUCAUGAAUGCCUUAUUUUUCAUACUAAUUUUUUAGUUUGUGACAGAGGAAACUUGUCACUGUUCUAUGAGUUGUACUUUUUUCAGUGUUGGAUCCUGAAAACACAAGAAUAAUAGUGUGUUGUUUCUGAAUAAUAUUUUGGGAAGUAAAAUGUCGCACUAGCCUAUCAAAACAGAAA